Metarhizium acridum CQMa 102 is the source of this 567-nucleotide messenger RNA. NCBI's taxonomy places the organism in Eukaryota, Fungi, Ascomycota, Sordariomycetes, Hypocreales, Clavicipitaceae. The record is from RefSeq and is a predicted model, not a curated record.
AUGGCUGUGCUUCGGAGGGCGAUCUGGCUCAAUGCCUCCGUCCUUGCAACGCGACAGGCCCGUACCUCGAUUACUCGCUUCCGAUUGUUGCCCGGAUCUGUGAAUCCGUUUCGCAGCCAUGUCUCAACCUGUCCCCGACAGCAACAGGCCCGGCAAUUACAAUCUAACACCAGCUCCAACACCCCUCACCUCCAGUCCUCCCUAGACUCCGCCGCUCGAACGAACCCGCAGACACUUACCGAGAAGAUAGUACAACUUCACGCAGAUGGCCUCGGCCAAGGCAGGAGAGUCAGAGCUGGGGACUAUGUGAUGCUGCGUCCUCACAAGAGUAUGACCCACGACAACUCGUUCCCUGUAAUUACUAAAUUCAUGGAAAUGGGCGCCAUAUCGGUCAGCGAUAAUCGCCAGGUUGUCAUGGCACUUGAUCACGAUGUGCAGAACGAAUCUGACCAGAAUCUGCGCAAAUAUCGUCUAAUCGAGGAGUUCGCCAACAAGCAUGGCAUAGAUUUCUGUAUGCUCGCCGCGCCGAGGCGCAACUUUCCAAAGUAUUUAGCUUACUUGGGAUAG